AUGAACUUAUAUGUAGUCUCUAUUGAGUACUCAGUGGUGAAGCCUGAUCCCUCACUUGGGGAUGAGCAGAUGUGUAAUUUCUUCAACCGGGUUUCUAACCGGUGUCCAUUACUGCACUUAUUCGGUUAUGUGUAUACAAAGAGAUAUGAGAAUCGAUCAUCACACCAUCUCCACACCGCACGAACCCCAUCAUCUGCAGAAGAAGAAGAAGAAGAAGAAGAAGAAAGAAAGACAUUAAGAGAGAUGGAUUACAUUCAAGAACGUACAGUUUGUGUUCAUGUACAUGGUAUUUAUCCAUACUUUAUGGUAUUACAACAUGAUAAGAGAGUUUCUGCGGUACAGUUUGGGGCUCAACUGGAAACUGUAGCGGCUGCCGUAUUGGGAAUAAAUAAUUUCCAUACAAGUGAUUUACCACAGUUAUUACAUCAGGUAGAAGUGGUAAAGCGAGUUCCUUUCUAUGGUUAUCAUACAAGACCAUUAAGACUCUUUAAAGUAAGUGUAAUAGAUCCUGCAAUGAUGGGAAAACUUGUACAUCUUCUCUGCAGUACCACACUUGUUGGAGGAAGACAAUGGGAAUUAUAUGAUGCCCAUUCCCCUUUUCAUUUUCAGUUUAUGGUCGAUUACGGUGUAAAGGGAAUGGCUCCAUUCUCUAUUCCAUCCUGUACUGUACGGGCACCUUUACCAACAGAGAUGAAUAAUCCAAUCACACAAUCACAGUUUGGUAUAAAGACAGUAAUGCCAAUAGGUGAACCACCACGUCUCACACGUGCAGAAGUAGAAAUGGAUAUUUCUCUUCAAAUGUUAAAAAGACGUGAUAGUCCAAUGGAGCCUGGGGAGAAUCUUCUCUCUGUUAGACGAAGUGUGCAAAAGUAUUUUGCAGAGUUUGGUGUAGAUGAUACUAUUAGACGUGCAGCUGCCGCGACGAAUAUCUCUCUAGAGCAGCGUUAUUAUAAUGUUUCUGAUCUCCAACGAAGUGAUCCUUCUGUUGCGGCAAUGCGUCAACAGGCUCUUAUGUAUUUACAGGCUCGUGGGGUUGUUGUGAAUUCAGAUCUCCACACCGUUGAUGGUAUUAUUAUCGCUACCGGUACAAAUAGUGAUGGGAACUCUCCAUCACAGGCACCAUUACUAGAUGUGGUCUUUUCUACACAGGAUGAGAGAGAUAAUAAUAAUAAUAAUAAUAAUAAUAAUAAUAAUAAUAAUAAUAAUAAUAAUAAUAGUAUUAAUACUACACCGUUAACGGCUACACCAAGUGUGGGUCUUACAUUGAAUAUUAUGCAGGGUUUUCAGAUUGGUGGGGCGACGAUAACACCACUUUCAUUUUCAUCAUCUUCAUCAUCUUCACAGCUCUGCAUUACACCGUGUUGUGAAGAAAAAGAGGAAAUUGCAGCUGUUGAGAUGUCACUGGCACACGAGUCUCCGUAUUCAUUACUACAGUCUGCCAAAGAAGAAGAAGAAGAAAACAAUAUAUAUAACGAUAGAGAUGAAAUGAAAGAAGAGAGUGAAUGUUUAUUACUUUCAAACAGAAGUAGUAGUAGUAGUAGUAGUAGUAGUAGUAGUAAUGAUGCUGCUGCUCCUAUCCGUAAAGUUUGUGUUAACGAUAAAACCUUUACAGUUGGGGACUCUAUUGUAUUGUUUGGAGUCCAAAUGGAGAGAGAAACAACACCGGGAGGAGUGCCGUUGUGUGCAAAGAUCACAGGUGUAAACUCUCACACAGUGCGGCUGCGGUGGUAUCUCACACUUCGGGAAACACAUCUCGCAAACAGUCAAUGUGAAUUAGAGAGACGUGGACGGUGGUGGCAUAGGCAAAGAAAGACAGACAAUCACAAUGAGAAGAAAGCUCUAAUAGCAACAACAACAACAACACCAACAGUAAUAAUAACAGAAGAAACAGAGGAGGAAUGGUUAUUAGGGGAUGUAGAGGAUGAUAAUCCUAUAGAGGUUUUACGUCAUGCUAAACGGGUUGUAGUGGUACACAACUAUAGGGAUUAUAAUAAGAAUUCUGUAAUACUCUGCAGAUAUAAUUAUCAUAUCUCUGAACAACGUUUAUCUAUGAUAGAGCCUAAUGUGAAUGGUGAUAUAAUAGUGGCACUUCCAGCUGUACUCACAUCGUCUGUUAAAGAGAGUGUAAUGCCGGGUGUUGUAGAUGAGGGAGAGGAAUUACUCUUAUCAUCAUCAUCAUCAUCAUCAUCAAUAUCAUUAUUAUCAUCUUCUUCUGAUUUGUGUUCUCAUCUCAGUGUCUGUGAAUCCUCUGUGAAAAGAGAUGUGAUGAUCCCAUCAACGUCUAUAAAGGCAGAGAAUACUCAUCCCAUUAUCAUACAGAGAUCUGUGAGAAGAGUUAUUCAACAAGUGGCCCAAUCACAACUAUCACUGUUACUCACUGGUACGAGUGUAUCCCCACACGCCUCUACGCCUGUUGUGAUGAUGGGAAGAAUGAAUGGAAAUACAAAAAACUCAGAAAGUUCUUCUUCUGUCGUCUGUAUUAAUCCACAAAGCCAUAAUCUUCUCUUGGAAUGGAAAGAACAACACUGUCGUGUACAACCAUCAUACUUCACCGGUGAUAUUCCACGUAAUUUUCAAUGGAUAUAUAAUGAAGAUACUCAAAGUGUGAUGGUCUCUGCGGCGAGUUGGCCAUUCACAACACCUAUUCCAUCUUCUUUAUCUUCUCCUUCUAUUGUAAAAACAACAACAACAAUGGGAGUGAGAUCAGGGAUUGAAAUAGAUCGGUCCAAUACAAGUACGACACGAUCCUCCAUCCCACUACUUUCACAAGUAGCCAAUACAAUGAUCACACCAUUAGCUCAACGACGGCCAGUAAACACGAAAGAAAAAAAGUGGAAUCCACAUCCAUCAUCCAAUCGAUCAAAUUCACUUCAUGGAUCUAUACAUAUGACGUGUUCUUUUCGUAUAAUGUGUGUAGAAGUUCUUAUUCAUCGUGAACGUGAUGUCCAAGAUGUGGCACAGGAAGAACUCCUUGCGGUAGCGCUUGGAAAGACAACUUCCACAGAUGAUACGAUUGCCGUUCAACUCUUCUGUGUUUCUGGAAUAACAUCAUCAUCAUCAUCAUCAUCUUCGUCAUCUACUGUAAAGGAGUCUUUACCGUUUAGUGGAGAUGUGCGAGUGGUGUAUGUAUCUAGUGAGGUACAUUUACUGCGGUGUGUACGGCGGGAAUUACUGCAGUAUGAUCCUGAUGUGAUCUUAUCAUGGGAUGGAUUUAGAUACGGGAUUGGACUACUGGCAUUGCGUUAUCGUCUAGUACUGCAGCGUUCUCUCGCCCGGGAUCUUUCCCGUCUGGUGAGUGAUGUGAAUAGAAGAGAAGGUGGAGGAGAAAAAUCCAUAAGAAUGGAUAAAAACAAAAGGAAUACAGAAUUAUCUUCUUUCUGUUCUUCUUCUUCAUCAUCAUCAUCAUCAUUAUCAUUAUCAUUAUCAUCGGUUUCAUCAUGUGAUAGUGCGUAUUCAGCAGGAAUGGAAGUAGACCCUGCUACUAUUAAUAAUAAUACUAAUAAUAAUAAUAAUAAUACUAGUAAUAAUAAUAAUAAUAAUAAUAAUAAUAAUAAUAAUAAUAAUAAUAAUAAUAAUAAUAAUAAUAAUACUAAUACAACAGGGGAUAUGGUAAAACGAGUAACACGACGAUUUGGCAGCAGUCUGCGUAUUACUGGCCGUAUUGUUAUUGAUCUUGGCAAACAAUUACGUAAAGAACUACAACUUCCUUCUUACUCUCUACAAAUGGUUCAUCAAAAACUCUUUAACCGAAAUUUACCCUACUUUACAGAUAUCGCAUUAUCUGAAAUGUAUUUACAUGAUAAGAAUGAAAUGCGACGUGUGGCCCUCUCUGUUCUCCUCACACGAACCGUCACUCCACACCGCAUUGCUCAACAUCUUCACUUCUACACACGCACAGCGGAGUUCUCACGGAUGUAUGGAAUUCUUUUUCAUGAAGUUCUCAGUCGUGGAAGUCAAUACCGUGUGGAGGCCACUUUAUAUAGAAUGGCUAAACCCAUUGGAUACACUAUGCUCUCUCCAUCACGAGAACAAGUACACCGUCAACCACGAUUGCAGAGUAUGCCACUUAUAUUACAACCACGUAGUGACUUUUAUAAAGAUGAUCCUAUAGUAGUAUUAGACUUUCGAAGUCUCUAUCCAAGUUUGAUUAUUGCAUAUAAUCUUUGCUAUUCCACUUGUCUUGGUACGGUAAGGAAAUGUCGAUAUAGUCGUUUAGGCGUAAUUCCUUCUUAUAAACAAGCUGAUCCAUUAUUACUUUCACAACUCACAGAGGAUGAAAUUGGGAAAAGUUUACAAAAUCACAUUACCUUUGCACCGAAUGGUUGUAUGUUUUUAAAUCCAACCACUCGUGAAGGUGUACUUCCACAAAUGCUACGGGCUUUAUUGGAAACACGUUUAGAGGUUCAAGCAGCAUUAAAGUAUGUUGCCCAACCAUGUGAAGAUGUUUAUAUGCAACAAGUAUUUCAUGAACAACAAGCGGCUAUUAAAAUGCUUGCCAACACCACAUAUGGAUAUACCGCCGCCUCUUUUACAGGACGAAUGCCUUGUGUAGAUCUUGCAGAUGCUAUUGUGAUGUUUGGACGACAAACAUUAGAACGAGCCAUGCGACUUAUUAAUGGUCAUCCUUCAUGGAAAGCUGAAGUGGUAUAUGGAGAUACCGAUUCUCUCUUUGUACGAUUACCAGGUAGAACUAAAGAAGAGGCAUUUGUAAUUGGAGAAGAAAUGGCAAAAGAGGUAACAAGAGUAAAUCCAUCACCUAUUCAAUUACAGUUUGAAAAAGUACUUUUUCCUUGUUUAUUAUUAGUGAAAAAACGAUAUGUGGGAUAUGCAUACUUUAAACCAGAUCAACAAGAACCACAAUUCCUUUCAAAGGGAAUUGAGACUAUUCGUAGAGAUCAAUGUUUGGCAACUUCACGUUUAGCAUCCUGUAUGAUUCAAUCACUUUUUUCAGGUGCCUCAACGGAGACUCUACGAGAAAUUUUCUAUAAGGAAGUAAGUAAACUACAACGUGGAAGUUGUAAUCCAGCAGAUUGUAUAUUUCGUAAAGCCGUAAAACUUGGAAGUUAUCGUCGAAAGGGUAAUUUACCACUGGCAGCCCAUCUUGCUAUGCAGUUAAUGGAGAAGGAUAUCACCUAUACUCCUUAUUGGGGUGAACGUAUUCCAUAUCUUGUAGUCCAAUCGAUGGAAUCUGUACAGUUGCGGGAUCGGGUGGUUCACCCACAAGAAUUAUUGAAAUUAGAAGAAAAUGUAAAGAUUGAUACCGAGUAUUAUAUUAAACGUCACAUUAUUCCUGUUUUAGAUAGAAUGUUGUAUCUUAUUGGGGUUAACUGUGCUAGUUGGUAUGCGGCGAUGCCGAAGAGACGUACAUACCGUAGUUACUUUGAACUUGGUUUAAUAGAGAAACCCCUGCUGAGUGGUUUAAAAAGAACACGAUCACCUCAUCAUCCUCUUGUUGUGGAUGUAGACAAAGAAGAUGAUGAAAAUAAUAAUAAUAAUAAUAAUAAUAAUAAUAAAAUACAUUUAAACCCAAGAGGUCAUACAUCUUUGUAUGUAAAAAAACGAACAUUAGAUGCGUAUUAUCAGCAAACAUUAUGUGCUGUAUGUCUUGAGAGCUCUGUUACUACAAACCCACCCGAUCCACCAAUUUGUAUAGAUUGUCUUCAUAACCGUACGAAAAGUGUUAUUCGUGUAAUAACUCGCCGUCAUUCUGUGGAGAGACGCUUACGACUAAUUGAGAGAACGUGUUUACGUUGUAUUGGAUCAUGUGGAGAAAUAGGCGGUUUAAACUCUAUUACUAAUACUACUAAUACUGCUGCUGGGGCUGUGGAAGAUAUAGAGGAUAUACAUUUCGCUAUUCCUCGCAGUCUUGCUAGUGUUACGACUACGGUUCUUCACCCCACGAUGGAGAAGGAAGAUGGUGAAAAGGAUAAUAAUAAUAAUAAUGAGGAUGAAUAUAUACCAGAAGGAUGUGUAUCUAUUGAUUGUCAUCUUUCAUUUGAGAAGCGACAACUUUUUCUUCUUUAUUUGCAGCUUAUGGUAUUAGAGCAAUAUGUGACGAAUUUGUAG
Trypanosoma theileri is the source of this 6066-nucleotide messenger RNA. RefSeq names its product DNA polymerase zeta catalytic subunit. Gene Ontology annotation, molecular function: chromatin binding; DNA binding; nucleotide binding. The transcript has a single exon. The record is from RefSeq and is a predicted model, not a curated record. Gene Ontology annotation, biological process: error-prone translesion synthesis; double-strand break repair via homologous recombination. NCBI's taxonomy places the organism in Eukaryota, Euglenozoa, Kinetoplastea, Trypanosomatida, Trypanosomatidae. Bases 1 to 6066 code for a protein of 2021 amino acids. Gene Ontology annotation, cellular component: zeta DNA polymerase complex; nucleus.